This is a messenger RNA of Capsella rubella, 2236 nucleotides long. Its product is annotated as protein trichome birefringence. The transcript has 5 exons. Gene Ontology annotation, molecular function: O-acetyltransferase activity. The record is from RefSeq and is a predicted model, not a curated record. The coding region runs from base 172 to 2013 and encodes 613 amino acids. Lineage: Eukaryota; Viridiplantae; Streptophyta; Magnoliopsida; Brassicales; Brassicaceae. Gene Ontology annotation, cellular component: Golgi apparatus.
UUCUUUACCCAUCUCUCUCUCCUCUGCAUCACCUCUCUUUCUCUCUCCUAACCCUAAAAUAAAGCACCUCUUUCUCUCUCUAAAACCCUCCCAAAAAACACUCGUCACGGGCCACGAACUCCACAGCCACACCACAUUCCCCACUUGUACUGCCCAUCCGCCUCUCCUUCUAUGGCGUCAGACGCCGUAAAGUAUAUGCCUAUCCACGGCGGUGGAACAACUACUACAACCGCCGACAUCAAGAGCUUCUUCUCCGCCUUGAAACCCAAAAAGACCUCAACUUUUGCUUACGCUUUUGUCAUUACCUUCGUCUCGUUCACUCUCUUCUUUGCCUUUAGUCCUUCUCCGAACUCAUCUUCUCCUUGGUUCUCUAACAUCUUCUCUUCCUCCACACCCACCUCCACCUCUGCUUCAGACAACACUUCCGGAUCUCAGUUCUCUUCUAUUUUCUCCUAUAUUAUCCCCAAUGUCACUUCAACCAAACCUACCAACAGAUCCAGCGACGCCACAGAUCCUAUCUCUGCUAACGCCACUUCUCCGCCUCUCUAUUCGAAUUCCAAAAACGGUACUUUACAAGCCCCGGCGCCGGAAAAUCGAGCUCCCGUUGUUAAAAACACGACCGUCGAGUCUCCGAUCGUAAACGGAACCAGCCCGGUUGCAAAAAACAACACUUUAUCUCAUCCUCUGCUUUCAGACAAAUCGUCGGCGAAGGGAUCGAGUAAUCAGUCACAGACCACAACGGAUGCUAAUCAUAAUUCAAAAGCCGUGAAGAGUAACCAGACGACAGCUCCGGCGCCGUCGAAAGCACCCGUGUCGGUGGAUCUGAAGGCCGAUUCCAAUACCAAUUCAUCAACUGCUUCUUCUACACCGGAAAAGAAGACAAAGGACGAUGAUUCGGUUUGGUCGGUGAAGCAAGAGAUCGAGAAGUGGAGUGAUUCUCUGAAGAAUUGUGAGUUCUUCGACGGUGAAUGGAUCAUGGAUGAUUCGUAUCCGCUUUACAAACCCGGUUCGUGUAAGCUUAUCGAUGAACAGUUCAACUGUAUUUCAAACGGAAGACCCGACAAAGAUUUCCAGAAACUGAAGUGGAAACCUAAGAAAUGUAGUUUACCAAGGUUGAAUGGAGCUAUUUUACUGGAGAUGCUUAGAGGAAGAAGACUCGUCUUUGUUGGGGAUUCUCUAAAUAGAAACAUGUGGGAAUCUCUGGUUUGUAUUCUCAAAGGAGCAGUGAAAGAUGAGACCAAAGUUUAUGAGGCCAGAGGAAGACAUCACUUCCGUGGGGAGGCUGAGUACUCCUUCGUCUUCCAAGAUUACAAUUGCACGGUGGAGUUCUUUGUUUCACCGUUCUUGGUCCAAGAAUGGGAAAUUGUAGACAAGAAGGGAACAAAGAAGGAGACUUUACGGCUGGAUUUGGUUGGGAAGUCCUCUGAGCAAUACAAAGGAGCUGAUAUUAUUGUAUUUAAUACCGGACAUUGGUGGACUCACGAGAAAACAUCCAAAGGGGAGGAUUAUUAUCAAGAAGGAAGCAAUGUUUAUCACGAACUCGCUGUUCUUGAAGCUUUCCGCAAAGCUUUGACUACAUGGGGUCGAUGGGUUGAGAAGAAUGUGAAUCCGACAAAGUCCCUCGUUUUUUUUAGAGGCUAUUCCGCCUCCCAUUUCAGUGGUGGGCAAUGGAACUCAGGAGGAGCAUGCGAUAGUGAAACAGAACCGAUCAAGAAUGACACAUACCUAACCCCGUACCCGUCAAAGAUGAAGGUUCUUGAGAAAGUGCUAAGAGGUAUGAAGACACCCGUCACGUAUUUAAACAUCACUAGAUUAACAGACUACAGGAAGGAUGGGCACCCGUCUGUAUACCGGAAACACAGCUUAACGGAAAAAGAGAAAAAGACGCCAUUACUGUACCAAGACUGCAGCCACUGGUGCCUCCCUGGAGUGCCGGACUCUUGGAACGAAAUCCUCUACGCAGAGCUGCUCGUCAAACUCAAUCAGCUCGGCCAAACACAACGGAAACCUUAAGGUUUUUCUACCCUAAUACUUUGUUUGAUCUCAACACUUUGCUUUCCAUUUGAUGGUAAUUGUUGAUUAUAGAAUGUGUAGAGUAAAAAGAAAGAUGAAAAAUAUUUGAUCACACGAUAUCUUUGCUACUAUUGGUUGUACUUGUAAAUGCUUUUGUCACACGAGGAAUACUACAUUUAGUUCCAAUAUGAGGUUACAUACAUAUAAACAUUUCUUACAGUUC